This is a messenger RNA of Melitaea cinxia (Glanville fritillary), 609 nucleotides long. RefSeq lists its product as uncharacterized. The record is from RefSeq and is a predicted model, not a curated record. The transcript has a single exon. NCBI's taxonomy places the organism in Eukaryota, Metazoa, Arthropoda, Insecta, Lepidoptera, Nymphalidae. Bases 1 to 543 code for a protein of 180 amino acids.
AUGUCAGACUAUGAAGAACACUAUAUUAUUGCUCCUUGGGUUGGUCCUUCGUGUUACAAAAAUAGUUUAACUGUCGCAGUACUUUCUUCAAACGGAGAUAUUAUUGAAAGUUUAUCAGAAGCAAUUAUUGAUGUUCAUACAAAAGGGAACUAUAGAUGGAAGUUGGUGGUACUACGUUCCUUUAACCUGGAAGAUAUCGUGAGACAAUCAGAUUUAACAGGCCGAUUAGCGAUAGACUUUGUUGUGAUCGCAAUAGAUACGAGUAGAAUAUUCUGUAUAGAAUGGGCAAAAAAAGUGCUUGAACAGGUUCAUCCCGACCUUAGAAUUCGCCGUGUUGUAAUUGUGAAUGCAAGUGACCUUCCUGUUAAUGCGAUGGCUAUCAACGCAAGUGAAGUUAUUACAUUCUGUUCAGAAAACCGACUUGAAAUGUUAAAUGGAAGUGUUUCUAAAUUUGAAGAUGCUCAGUUUCUUGCUCGCAGAUUAUUGAAAUAUCUUGAAGUGACUCUUGGUGUAAAGACUGGUAUUCCUAAUUUAAAUAUUUGAUGUAAGGAGCAUGUCCAAGUGAUGCAUAUAAAUAAUAAAAAAGAGUAAACAAUUGCAACUACAUAA